AUGAACAAUUGAAAAAAAAAAUGGCCCGUGUGGUUAAAAAGGUUGCGAACCCCUGCUAUAGACCAUUAACUAAUGAUGAAAAAAAAAUAGUACAGAAGAAACAGAAAAUAUUAGAUGCAGAGAGGAAAAAACAAGAUGAAAAAAGAGAAAGAGAACGGCAGUUUCGUGAGACCGAAAGGGAGGAGGAGUGGAAAAAACGCGAACUCGAACGGCAAGCUCGUGAGAAAAAAAGGGAGGAAGAGUGGAAACAACGCGAUUUAGAAAGGGAGAGAGAGCGAGAUUUACGAGAAAAGGAAAGAAACAAGGACCUAAAGCGGCGUGACGAGGAGCGACAAAUGCACGAGUCACAAAGAGCAAUGGAACAAGAACAGCGCAAUGCCGAGAGAUUACAACGUGAAAAAAAACGUGAAUCAGUAAGACAGAUGGAACAAAAACAGCGCGAAUCCCUAAGAAAAAAUUACCAACAAAAUCGCAAUGUCGACGUAGGACAACGAAAAGCGAAAAGAGCAGCAGGACGUGGAGCGAUAACGAAACCAUUGAAGCGCAAGAAUCGACCGACAGGACAAUCAGCCGACAACCAAAAUACCGAAAACAAUACAAUUANUAAUUAAAUCAGGCCAAUCCGUAGUGUAUCGUAACUGAGAAAAUGAAGUUUUAUAUUCUCUAAAACGUUGGAUUGUUCAGAUUAAAUAAUUUGUGACGGUUAUUUAUGUGUUAUAGACCGAGCUGUAUCUUAGAAUUAUUAAGUUAAACUUCAAUU
Messenger RNA from Melanaphis sacchari, 760 nucleotides. RefSeq lists its product as uncharacterized. The transcript is spliced from 2 exons. The record is from RefSeq and is a predicted model, not a curated record. Lineage: Eukaryota; Metazoa; Arthropoda; Insecta; Hemiptera; Aphididae. The coding region runs from base 21 to 611 and encodes 196 amino acids.